AUGUAUAUCGUGGAAAAAGAGGCUGAAGAACGCACAGACAUCUCUGAAGAUCCCACACAUUUGUGGAGAAUAAAGGAGAAACCUUACAUGUCCGUGUCAAGUCUUUGCCAUCCUUCAUCUGGAGUCAAUCCAAGCCAAAGCACAAGCCCAGACAGUCAACCACUCUUCAGGGCUGUCAAGGAAGAAUGCAGCUUCAGUAAUCAAUCUGAUGAAGAGGAAUUGGAGACUCCGCUGCCACUGCGGUCGGAGGAAGACUGGCUCGAUUAUCACCAUAAUUACGGCCAUUGGCAGCCGUCCUACAGCAGUGCUCCGGUGCCUUGGCCCCCCCGCCCUCACCCUGCAGCGUGCCUCCCUCACAGCUGUCAUCCAUACCCACAUCUUGACUGGGGCCACAGUCCAGAGCUGGUUGAGACCGGUUCUGAUUCCGGGUACAGCGUGUCAGUUAACGUACCCCACUUCUCUCUUCCGCCAGCAGGGGCAGUGUCACAGGUGCAGUUUGGGGAAAUGGAGUCAAUUUCCUUCGCAGCGGACAGAAGUGCAAUGCUGCCAGAGGAGUGCAGAAGUGUUUUCAUCACCUACUCAUCCGAUGCCUUCACCGACAUUGUCCCAUUUGCAGAUUUUCUGAGCAAACACGGAUUCCAACCCACCAUUGACAAAGUAGACGGCUCUGUAGACUGCACAGACAUCAACAGCCGCAGGGACGGGGCUCUAAAAGAUAAUUCCACUGUGAUCAUUAUAGCUAUCAGCCCCAAAUACAAAGCUGAUGUGGAAGGAAUUGCAAAGGACAAGCAGGGUCUGCACACUAAAUACAUCCAUUCUAUGGAGCAUGUGCCCGCUUGGCUGCAUAACACCAAAGUCUACCACUGGCCACGCCACAGUCAGGACCUGUUACUACGACUUCUGCGGAGAGAGAGGCAUGCCCCGCCCCCCGUCGCCAAAGAGAUGGGUGUUGUCAUCCAACCGAUGCCCCUAUGGGCUGCCCUGCCCGCACCACAGUGGCAAUACCACUUCGACUCACACUGA
Molecule: messenger RNA, 1023 nt
Organism: Knipowitschia caucasica
Lineage: Eukaryota; Metazoa; Chordata; Actinopteri; Gobiiformes; Gobiidae
Source: the annotation of a GenBank genome assembly